CGUAGCUGGAUUUUUGUGCAAUUUCUGACCAGAAAAUUCUCAUUCAACUUCAGAAGAACUCCGGAUAUUGCAGGAGAAUCAUCGCAGCAUAUUUUUGCAGUGCAUUUUGUGAACUUUCUGCGUUUGUUUGUCAACUUGCCAGGGAAAGUGGUGUGUGCGUGAAAAUUGUGGACUUUUUCGGGGGUCUUGCGUCAUCCGAAGCUAAACUUUUCCUAAUCCGGAAAAAGGCAGCUUCCGCGGAAAAUCCACAAGUUGAGAGUGAUUCCGUUGCUGCAGCCUGUGCGGCAACACAGCUGAGAAUGCUGAGUAUGGAUCAGGACGACGCCACGGAUCCCAGAUCUAUGGCAGAUUGCCUCUAGCUGAGCAGAGAGUUUCUUGCUUUAUUUUUGCUAGUUCAGCUCCUCGCGGGAGAUUUCUUCACCACGUGCAUUCAGUAGAAGGAAAAUGACGACAAUGAAGAACGGCAGCACGAAGAAACUUAACCUACUGUCCCUCGUAAAGUACGAGCACCUCGUGGCUGGGAUUUCCGGCGGGGUCACUUCAACGCUCAUCCUCCACCCUCUGGACCUCAUCAAGAUCCGAUUUGCAGUGAACGAUGGUCGUCAGGCAACCAUUCCACAGUAUCGCAAUCUCUCAAGUGCUUUUGCAACAAUAUUCCGCCAGGAGGGCCUAAGGGGCUUGUACAAGGGGGUAACACCCAAUGUUUGGGGUUCUGGGAGUGCUUGGGGAUUCUAUUUUCUUUUCUACAACACCAUAAAGACAUGGAUUCAGGGUGGUAAUACACAUAUCGCUUUGGGGCCAACAAUGCACAUGAUUGCAGCGGCAGAAGCUGGAAUUUUGACGCUAGCAAUGACAAAUCCCAUCUGGGUGGUGAAGACACGUCUCUGCCUCCAAUAUUCCAAUGAGCUCAGUCCAAGUGGGGAAAGUACAAAUUAUCGAGGGAUGGUUGAUGCACUUAAAAAGAUCUACCGAACAGAGGGUGUCCGUGGAUUCUAUAGAGGUUUUGUUCCCGGAAUCUUCGGAGUAUCACACGGGGCACUUCAGUUUAUGACCUAUGAGGAGAUGAAGAAUCGCUACAAUCAAUAUAGACGAUUACCAAUUGAUCAGAAGCUGACAACCACAGAAUACUUGACAUUCGCUGCAAUUUCAAAGCUUAUUGCAGCUGCAGCAACUUAUCCCUACCAGGUGAUAAGGGCUCGUCUCCAGGAUCAUCACCUUCACUAUGAGGGUACAUGGGACUGUAUUAAGCAAACUUGGAGGUUUGAGAAGUGGCGUGGAUUUUACAAAGGACUCGGACCAAAUCUGACCCGUGUUGUACCAGCAACAAUGAUUACAUUUGCAACAUAUGAAAAUCUCUAUCACUACAUGCGCGACAAUAAGUAGAUAGAAAAGAGAAAAUAAAUGAAUUAAAUGUGAUUCAACCUGUGACAGAUCAUCACAAAGACUAAAAUAAAAUAAUUAGUUACCCAAAGGCCGCCAUAAAGGAUACAUACCAAAGGUAAAUGGAAUUUAAACAGGAUGCCAACAUCCUGGAAUGCAGCCAAUUGCAGCAUUUUGUUAGUCGUUAGUAUAGUCUCUGAAUAAUACAGGAGUUUAUUAGAAAA
Molecule: messenger RNA, 1604 nt
Organism: Lutzomyia longipalpis
Lineage: Eukaryota; Metazoa; Arthropoda; Insecta; Diptera; Psychodidae
Product: mitochondrial folate transporter/carrier
Exons: 7
Coding region: 445-1383 (312 amino acids)
Biological process (GO): folate import into mitochondrion; nucleotide transport
Cellular component (GO): mitochondrion
Molecular function (GO): folic acid transmembrane transporter activity; FAD transmembrane transporter activity
Source: RefSeq, a predicted model, not a curated record